Molecule: messenger RNA, 1046 nt
Organism: Apis laboriosa (Himalayan honeybee)
Lineage: Eukaryota; Metazoa; Arthropoda; Insecta; Hymenoptera; Apidae
Product: rhythmically expressed gene 2 protein-like
Exons: 4
Coding region: 172-930 (252 amino acids)
Source: RefSeq, a predicted model, not a curated record
GCAAGCUGUUCAAAUGAUUAAAUGUCACGUGUUGACGGCGUGAGAAUAGUCGUCAUAUUUUUAUUCUUUUGAAAUGAGAUGCACAAGUUUCUCUAAUGUGAUCAUCUUUCAGUUCAUAUUUCUUCAACUGGUUAUUUUAUUAAAAAUAAAUUUAAAUAACAAAAUUUAAUAAUGAUAAAGUUCACCCGACCGCGAUUAAUAACAUUUGAUGUUACUGAUACGUUACUGAUGACAAAUUUGGAGAAACAUUAUGCCGAAAUUGGUUCUCAACACGGCCUGUCAAUUGAUCCACAUAAAUUGGCGCGAAGCUUCAAAAACAACUUUCGUAAACUUAGUCUAGAACAUCCUGUUUAUGGUAAACACACAGGCAUUGGAUGGAAAAAUUGGUGGAGACAAAUAGUUCAUAAUAUUUUCAAAGAGCAACACAAUUACAUUUCGGAUGCUACUUUGGAUAAGGUUGCUAACAGUUUGAUAAAGUGCUAUGGUACGAGCUUAUGUUGGCAUAAAUAUCCUGGCACAAUCGAAUUACUGGAAUAUCUACGAGAAAAGGACUUGAUUUUGGGUGUAAUAUCAAAUUUCGAUGAGAGAUUGGAAGCGGUACUUAAAGACACGAGAAUACGUUUUUAUUUUUCUUUCGUUUUAACAUCUUAUGAUUUCGGUAUUGAGAAACCAGAUACUUUAAUAUUUAAUGAAGCUCUUAGAUUAACAAAAGAACGACAUAAUAUUAACAUAAUUCCCCAACAAGCGAUACAUAUUGGUGAUUCUAUUAGUAACGAUUAUAUCGGAGCGAAAAAUGCUAACUGGAAUGCUAUUCUUGUUCAACAUAAUAAUGAUGUUAUAGAUGAAAAAAAAGUCCCUACGAAGGAUGUAUUUAGAAAUCUUCGAGAUUUGAAAGUACAUCUUUCCACACUUUUAGAUAAAGAUAUGUAAUGUACAUAAUAUAGUCAAAUAAAAAUUGAAAAUAUAGUAUUUUAUAAAUCAUAAGAUUCAUAUUUUAACAAAAAAUAAAUUUAUAGGUAAGAUUAUAACAAAAAAAAAACAGAAGA